CUUGUUUUUGUGAGUGUGAGUGCAACAAGUAUAAUCUGCAAGUUGACGGACAAAACGUCAUAGUAUACGUCGGAGCUCGAAUGAUCCUCAAAGCAAUUUAUGACUUUUUCUGAAUACAACGUACCUGCUACUUCAUAAUCUUAAUCUAGUACUUGCAAAGUGAAAGAGUGUAAUUCUAAUUCAUUUUUUGAGAAAGAAAAUGUCUGGAAUUGUUCGGUCAUCUUCAUCGUCCGCAAGAAGAAUGCGUCGUCUUAGCCUUAAGAUGAAUCUUGCAGAUUGCUGCAUUGCUGCUUCAGUGCUUUCGCUUUGCGUUUUCGUGUUGGAAGCCUCUGGUAUGCCUAAGCAGGGGGAGAGGCAAAGCAGCACCUUUUCACCUGCUUGUGAAAGAACGGAGCAUGAUAUUAUCUCUACUCAAGUAGAAAUAAACGCGACUAGUUCUCGAAGACCUUCUGUGCCUAGAAGUACCAUGGUCACCACAUCGACACCACCACGGCGACUUUCGGUUUUACUACCUAGAGGAGCACGGACAGCAUUUGCUUCGUCUCCGGACCUGCAGCAACUAGAACAUGUUGUACCACAGCAGGGUGGACUGAAUGAUAAAACAGAAGAACACGAACUACAAUUCUUACAACGCCCUCCAACACCUCCCGACGCCCCAGGGAACCCCACGCCCAGCACGAAUACUAGUACCCCAUUUUUGCAUCAGCUUCGAAGAAUACAAUCCUGGAAUUGGGAGGAAAGACAUGGCGCGAAAACGCUCGCUGGAGGAGGCUCGGGAGCUCCUGUUUUGCUUCUCCCGGAUUCUAAUUGGCUUUUGCCUUCUGCAACUACACCUGUCUCCGUCAAGAAAACUCCAACUUCAAAUUCUUCAAAUUCUUCACCUGCAGCAAAACGAGUCGAGGAGGAGGAGGCAAGAACAUUGGAGACAAAAAGUGCAGCACAG
Amoebophrya sp. A25 is the source of this 943-nucleotide messenger RNA. The record is from the annotation of a GenBank genome assembly. NCBI's taxonomy places the organism in Eukaryota, Dinophyceae, Syndiniales, Amoebophryaceae.